Fusarium musae is the source of this 996-nucleotide messenger RNA. RefSeq lists its product as uncharacterized. The record is from RefSeq and is a predicted model, not a curated record. The coding region runs from base 1 to 996 and encodes 331 amino acids. NCBI's taxonomy places the organism in Eukaryota, Fungi, Ascomycota, Sordariomycetes, Hypocreales, Nectriaceae. The transcript has a single exon.
AUGAACAAGUUCAUCAUCGCCCUCACCGUGGCUUCCGCAGUCUCUGCUGCCCCUCUGUACAGCAGCGAUGAUUGCCAGGAUGCUUAUAAAAAGUGCGUCGCCGCGGGAACCCCAGAGGUCGCAUGCUCAUGCACUCUGACCGCCUGCGUCGGUGAGGACAGCGCUCGCAUCCGCGAGUGGUGCUCUUCUGCUACUGCAUCCCUCGCUCAGCCAACCAAGACCGAGAUUCCCGGAGGAUGUAAUCCUGCUCAUCCCGGAUCGUGCCCUUCAUCUUACUUCACCAAGUACACUGCCCCAGCUGAGACAUUCACCUCUAUUCCAGGCAUUCCUGGUGGAUGCAACCCGGCCCAUCCUGGUUCAUGCCCUUCUUCAUACUUUACCAAGACCUAUACUGCUCCGGCUCAGACCUUCACCUCUAUUUCUGGUAUUCCCGGAGGCUGCAAUCCUGCUCACCCCGGAUCUUGCCCAUCAAGCUAUUUCACCUAUCCCAUUGCUUCCAAGACUUCGGUGCUACCUGUUCCCGUGCCCGCUCCUACCGAAGACUGCUCUGAGGGCACCAAGACCGAGGCUACCAAGCCUGAGGGUACUGGCUCUGAAGGUACCACUUAUCCCGAGCCUAAGCCUGUUGAAGGCGAGACUUGGACUAUCAAGGAUCUUACUCGCUACUGUGGUGAGGGCAACGAAGGUUGCGAUUACAACUUUGAGAUCGCUGCCGACGGAAAGACUGAGCGCUGCACGAUUAUCCGCAUGCCCGGAAAGGACGCUGCCACUGAGACCUGGUCUAACGAGCCCUGCACUGAUGGCUCUGAGUUUACGGUCUCCUGGGGCUAUGUGACUGAACCAGCCCCUGCUUUUGCUGUUGUUUCCGUUGUCAAGGGCAAGGAUAUUGCCUGGUUUGGUGUUUCUAAUGUUAACGGCCAGGAGGCCACUGCUUCCAACCCCUUUGGCUCCGGAGAGUUCGGUGAUCUUGGACCUGAGCAGGUUUACACUUACUAG